UCCUCGGACAAGGAAACCACCAACAACGAGAACGAGGAGCAGAACUCGGGCACCAAGCGGAGGGGGCCCCGUACCACCAUUAAAGCCAAACAACUGGAGACCCUCAAAGCCGCCUUCGCCGCCACCCCCAAACCCACCCGUCACAUCCGAGAGCAGCUGGCCCAGGAGACCGGCCUCAACAUGAGAGUCAUCCAGGUCUGGUUCCAGAACCGUCGGUCCAAGGAGCGGCGCAUGAAGCAGCUGAGCGCGCUGGGUGCCCGGCGACACGCCUUCUUCCGCAGCCCACGCAGGAUGCGGCCCCUCGGCGGCCGCCUCGACGAGUCCGAGAUGCUGGGCUCCACGCCCUACACCUACUACGGAG
Messenger RNA from Antrostomus carolinensis (chuck-will's-widow), 361 nucleotides. RefSeq names its product LIM/homeobox protein Lhx5. Gene Ontology annotation, cellular component: nucleus. Gene Ontology annotation, biological process: neuron differentiation; regulation of transcription by RNA polymerase II. Gene Ontology annotation, molecular function: DNA-binding transcription factor activity, RNA polymerase II-specific; RNA polymerase II transcription regulatory region sequence-specific DNA binding. The record is from RefSeq and is a predicted model, not a curated record. The transcript has 2 exons. Lineage: Eukaryota; Metazoa; Chordata; Aves; Caprimulgiformes; Caprimulgidae. The annotation marks the transcript as partial.